Molecule: messenger RNA, 1306 nt
Organism: Cydia amplana
Lineage: Eukaryota; Metazoa; Arthropoda; Insecta; Lepidoptera; Tortricidae
Gene: Y-c
Product: protein yellow-like
Exons: 7
Coding region: 8-1234 (408 amino acids)
Cellular component (GO): extracellular region
Source: RefSeq, a predicted model, not a curated record
AGGAAAUAUGCGGACAAUUAGUUUUAUAAUAGCCGCUGCGGUGCUGACUAUAUGUAAAGCAGCAUCACCACAACUUCGUUUCGCUUGGAAGCAAGUAGACUACGCCUGGGACACGCCUGCUGACAGGGAAAAUGCCAUAAAAGCCGGUCAAUUUGUACAAGAACACAACUUAAUUCUUGGUUUGGCGAGAUGGAAAAACAAGCUGUUCAUCACCGUCCCAAGGUGGAAGAACGGCGUGGCUUCCUCGCUGAACUAUGUGGAUGUAGAUGGGGCUCAAGACCAAAUUUUGAAGCCGUAUCCUUCAAUGAAGGACAACUUGGUCCCAGACGACGCGAAAGAGCUGCCUUCCAAUAGCUCCAUUAUCUCCGUGUUCCGGGUGUAUGUCGACCCCUGUGACAGGCUAUGGGUUAUGGAUUCGGGAUUGGCAGACAUUUUUGGUGCUGGGAACCAGAUUGCGGGACCGUCUCUAGUGGUGUUCGACUUGAACACCGACCAGCUUCUUCAUAGAUAUUUCUUCAAAGUCUCCGAUAUGAAGGAAGAUUCGUUCUUCGCCAACGUCGUAAUAGACGUGGACAAGGACACAUGCGACAACGCGUUCGCGUACAUCCCGGACCUGGGCGCGUACGGAGUGGUGGUCUACAGUCUAAAGCAGAACGACUCCUGGCGUAUCUCUCACCACUACUUCCACUUCGAGCCUCUGGCUGGCCAGUACAAGGUUGGCGGCAUAGAGUUCCAGUGGACUGAUGGAGUUUUCGCGCUGGCUUUGUCUGAGCCAAGGGAACACGGGUAUCGAACGAUGUUUUUCCACGCGUUCUCGAGCACGAAGGAGUUCUGUGUGUCAACCGAGCUGCUGCGUAACUACACACACAUCGAUAAGCACGAGGCAUUCCACGAUUUCAAGUUGCUUGGUGACCGCGGAGAACGCACUCAGUCCUCAGCCAGCUUCUACGAUCCCAAGACCAGUGUUCUCUUCUACACACAGGUGAACAGAGACGGCGUGGGAUGCUGGAACGUGAACAAGCCCUACACGCCGGAGACCAACCCUCUCCUCUUCAGCGACCCUAUUCUCUACGAGUUCCCCAACGACUUGAAGGUGGACGAUGAAGGCACCCUCUGGCUGCUCACGGAUAAGCUGCCGCGGUUCCUGUACAAAUCGCUGGACCCCAACGAAGUCAACUUCAGGAUAUUCAGCAUCAACACCACCGAAGCCAUCGCAGGCACCGCCUGCCAAUAAACGUACUUUGUCAGUUGUACGAAUGUAUUGUAAACUAGAGAUGCCGAAAAUAGAUUGUUCUUUACCUUUGUU